Molecule: messenger RNA, 531 nt
Organism: Trichophyton benhamiae CBS 112371
Lineage: Eukaryota; Fungi; Ascomycota; Eurotiomycetes; Onygenales; Arthrodermataceae
Exons: 2
Coding region: 1-531 (176 amino acids)
Source: RefSeq, a predicted model, not a curated record
AUGGGUUUUAAGGAACGGAGCAGACGCAAGGAUCGAAGCCCCUGGACUCGUAUCGCUAAGACGGUCGAUCAGCCACAGCAACAGCAACAGCGCGGUCGCAGCAGCAGACGAAGCACAAGACGAGGCAGCAAGCGAGAUGCCAGACAGCAGCAGCAAAAGGACAGGCACUCACUCGCUCGCCGGGACAGAGUCGAAAGCAGGGAUAUGCGAGAUGACGGCGGCCACAGCCACAAGCCGCAGGGGGAGGCGACGGCGGCCAAGAGGAAGACGCUGCUUCUCCUGCCGGCGCAGAGUCGAGACGGGCAGCUGAGGAUGUUUCUCUUCUCCUUAUUCUCUUCUCUGCGACUUUUUCUUCUUCUUCUUCUUCUUUUCUUCUCUUUCUGCUGUCUUUUUUCUGCGGCGACGAAGAGAUUUUUGGACGUUUUUGAAGUCGAAGAAAAAGAAAGGAAAAUAAAAGAAAAAAAGGAAAAAAAGCCAAAAGGAGCCGAGGAUCAUUCAGACUCUCUCGCUGUGACUGUCGGUGGAAGUUGA